AUGCAGAACCAUUACCGCAGUGACCAUGGAUGGACGAAUCCCCGAGGCAGGGGCGGAAGUGUCCAGCAGCGAGCCAUGGAGACACAGCAGGUCCCGUGGCGUAGCGGUGUCCAGUGUCAACGUUUUUUCAGCAAUGGGCCGGGCAGCCGUUGGUUCGAGGUCGGGUUCGGUGCACCGAUCAGCCAGGACCCGGACGAGGCAGCCGUUGCAGACCGUUUAAUGCAAACAUUAGACCAGCAGGAGCGCCGGUUUCAUUUGGAGGACAAAGAACGGAUCAAGGCCGCCGAUUCCAAGUUGGACGCCAACGCGUGGUUAGAGCACGUCGGAUGGGCCACCCAUUUGCAGGGGUUCGAUCCGGAAGCCAUGCAGCGGUUGGUCGACCCAGUGGGCGAGCAGGAGCAUGAGUUGCAGUUGAUCCAUGACAGCUUAGUGCGAGUGAUGGACCGAGCACGCACCAUAGCCACGCCCACCCACGUUGGAAGCCAUGCAUUGUUCGAGGUACAGCGAAAAGAGGUGGACAAAAGCCACGGCGACCGUUCGACAACCGGUCGAGGACGAUACGUGGACGCGUUACACGGCCGUGUGGACCAAGUUGGUGUGUUACAUAUACCGUGCCGAGAAAAAUGCCAGAUGCAAGAUAGGCCCAAGUUUCGGUUAUCCAAGCGGCAAGGCGAUUUCAUGGAUGAUUUGGCGGAUUUAGUCGAGGCGCACGUUAACGAUCCGGAGGCACAGCCAUUGGACGAGGACCGAGUGGACGGGUUGACAUUGCAGGUCGUCAUAGCGUUGUUGGACCACCGUUUGACCGCGGGGGAGUACCGCAGCGCCAUCAUCAGCGGUUUAGCCGUGAUGGGUAUCCGAAAGGACGGCGGUUGGAUGGAUGUGUUGGAUUAUACGCCCAUAUAUUCCGCCGUCAUCAAGGUCGCCCGUGCCAUGGUCGUGUACCAGUCAUACCAGGAGAGGCAGGCCGAGGGUGAUGCGUUUGAAGCAGGAUAA
This is a messenger RNA of Fusarium keratoplasticum, 993 nucleotides long. RefSeq lists its product as uncharacterized. Bases 1 to 993 code for a protein of 330 amino acids. NCBI's taxonomy places the organism in Eukaryota, Fungi, Ascomycota, Sordariomycetes, Hypocreales, Nectriaceae. The transcript has a single exon. The record is from RefSeq and is a predicted model, not a curated record.